Paramecium sonneborni is the source of this 931-nucleotide messenger RNA. NCBI's taxonomy places the organism in Eukaryota, Ciliophora, Oligohymenophorea, Peniculida, Parameciidae. The record is from the annotation of a GenBank genome assembly.
AUGUAAAUAUAAAAUGCAGCAAUAAUUAAACAAAUAGUCUCCUCUUUAUUGGCAGCUGUAGCGUCUAUGUUGUUGAAAAUAGUUUCACAAUUAGAUUUUAAUUAAACCUUAUAUCUACGAGCUGUUAUAGGAUUAAUCAUACUUUCAAGUGCUGCCAUCUAUUUUAAACUUCAAGUUUAUAAUUUUGAUAAGCAAACUAUGAAUAAUUUAAUUAAUAGAGGAGCUAUAGCUGGAUUUGGAGCAUUUAUGUAUUUUAAAGGAUUAAGCUUGGUGCUUGUAUCUGAAUCAAUCCUUUUGAAUAGGAUGUCUCCUAUAUGGACAUCAAUUAUAUGUAUUACAGUUUAAAAAAAGGAGUAAUUUAAUUCAAGAUUACUAAUAAAUAUGACACUUUCUGGAAUAGGAAUAUUUUUAAUAGCAAAAAAUAAAACAAAUAAUAAUGAAAGUCAAAUCACUGUAGAUACUUAUUCUCAUUGGGUUGGGAUAACAUUGAUAUUAUUAGCAUCAAUAACUUAGGCAAUAGUUAAUAUUUUAGUUAAAUCAGUCAACCAAGAAGUAAUAUUAUUUUUAUCAAUUAGGUUGAUAGUAUAGUUAUUACUUUAUAUUAGGGAUUUUUUGCAACAAAUCUGCCUGUGUUUAAUUCCCUAUUUGAAGAAACUUAGUAAUAAAAUUAAUUAUUUUUAGAUUUAAUUUACCGUCAGUAAAUGAAUCAAUAUUAAUAACAACUGCUUCUAUAAUAUCUUUAUUAGCAGGAGUAUUGUAAGUUUAAUCUAUGAGAGAAGGAAAAUUAAGUAUAGUUUCAAAUGUUAGUCAAAUUCAACUAUUUUUUGGAUACUUAAUUGAUUUUUUUGUUUUCUCUGUUAAAUUCAAUUAACAAUAAAUAAUUGGAAACAUCAUAUUAUUAUCUUCUAUAAUUCCUUUAAUUUGGAAAUGA